UUGAACAAAUGUCUGCUUAAUCAGCCAAAAUUAAGAAACAUUGUCCCCGAUACUGAGGAUAAUUCAAGGAAGAAGAUUGUUUUAUUAAAUCCAAACGUUUCAUUAACCGAAGGGGACGAGGAACUGUUAAAGAAGUGCAAUUGUGAAAGGGUACAAUAUGAGCUUAGUUUGGAUUAUGAAUAUUGGAAUUCUGAUCAAGUCCUGAGGGCUGUACUGCCUGAAGAUAUUGGGGAAGUCACUACUGCGUUUGAAAGUGUUGGUCAUAUUGCACAUAUGAAUUUGAGGGAGUGCCAGUUGAGUUAUAAGCAGUUAAUUG
Paramuricea clavata is the source of this 316-nucleotide messenger RNA. NCBI's taxonomy places the organism in Eukaryota, Metazoa, Cnidaria, Anthozoa, Malacalcyonacea, Plexauridae. The record is from the annotation of a GenBank genome assembly.